Messenger RNA from Ostertagia ostertagi, 480 nucleotides. The record is from the annotation of a GenBank genome assembly. Lineage: Eukaryota; Metazoa; Nematoda; Chromadorea; Rhabditida; Trichostrongylidae.
AUGACAGUUAUGAACAUUCAGAAUGUGUCUGGUGAUAGUCCUAUGCACAUUGUGUGUGGUCUCCCCGAAUCACCAACAAAAAUUGCUAUGGUUGGACGACUGCUUGCCAACGCGCGACUGAAUCUCCACCUUUAUAACGAGGACGAACUCACACCAGUACACAUAGCGAUAUCGAAGGAUUACUAUAAAACAAUGGAGUUGAUCUUGCAAUCACGACCGCAACAACUUAACGCUGACACAGGCAAUGGCUUCCCGCCGUUGCUGCUGGCUGCAUUCUAUGGACGUCGAAAAUGUACGGAAACUCUGAUCGAGUUGAACGCCGACGUCAACCGAUAUUCCAAGUUGGGUCGUACUGCUUUGCAUCUGGCGCUGGAGUCAUGGCAUGGAGCAGUAGACAAAGACAUGGAUCGUCUUGCGUGUGUACAGGUCAGCUAUAACGCAAUAUAUACCUCAUUAUACAUAUUUCUGAUGGACCACUGA